AUUUGCGCGGCCUAAGGCAUUUCUGCGCUUCUUUUUCUAUCGGGCGUCCAGUCACCGUGACGUGGUUCCUGAUUCCUCAGUGCCUGUUACUGUUGCUAUUAUACAUUCUAUUGCACUGCAGAUCGACCCCCACCGCACCUGCACCAGCACCAGCACAGCACAGCCCGUCGCGGAUUGCUCUCCUCCCGCCGCCGGACUGGAUUAUUCCGGACGGGCAAUCAUUCAUGCAUCCGCCCAUUUGCCCUGCUGCCUCUGUUUGCACCUGUUCCUGCCUUUGUUCGUCUCCCUGCUCUGAACCCAUCAAUCACAACUCGCAGCCACAUGCCGACACGCGCGCGUGUGUGUAUGUAGUACUGCUAUUGCUCUAGGUCGCCGCCACUUUGUUCGUCGCCGAUUCGCCGGAGCCCAACAGGGUGGCUUUUGCUGUUGUGCGGUCUGAGGCGAACGUACGUGAUGCCUGCCGCCUGCCGCUAAUGCCUUUUUCUAGGUUAUCUGAGGCGCAGAGCUCAGGGUGAAAGAAGAAUCUAGUGAAAGUGGAAGGAUCCGCGCACGGGCUCCGUCCGAAGAUGCUGCCCUACUUUGAUCCGGAGUACGAGAACUUCAACCAGCGCAUCAACCCCCCAAGGGUUUGCAUCGACAACACCACAUGCAGCGACUGCACCUUGGUGAAGGUUGACAGCAUGAACAAGAAUGGCAUUCUGCUGGAGGUGCUGCAGGUCCUGAGCGAUCUGGACCUUCACAUCUUCAAAGCCUACAUCACCUCUGAUGGUGGGUGGUUCAUGGAUGUGUUCCAUGUCGUUGAUAAGCAAGGGCAGAAGAUCACUGAUGACAAGACCAUCAAGUACAUUGAGAAGGCUUUAGGUCCGGAGAGCAAUUUGCUGGGCGCAAAGGGCAGCAACUCAGCGGGGAGGUCGGUGGGGCUGCACUCCAUCGGCGACCACACCGCCAUCGAGCUCAAGGGGCCCGACAGGAGGGGCCUCCUCUCGGAGAUCUUCGCGGUCCUCGCCGACCUCCAGUGCAACGUGCUGGCCGCCGAGGUGUGGACGCACCGCAUGCGCGUGGCCUGCGUCGUGUACGUGAACGACGUGGCCACGGGGCAGGCCAUCGACGACCCGGACCGCGUGGCCCGGGUCGAGGACCGGCUGCGCCACGUGCUCCGCGGGUACGGCGGCGGCGGCGGCGCGGGGGACGACGACGACGGCAGCGGCGCGCACGCCAACUUCGCGGCCGCCUCUUCGACGCCGCACCACGUGGACCGGCGGCUGCACCAGCUCAUGCACGCCGACGUGGACGCCGUCCACGGCGACGGCGCGCACGCGGCGGCCGGCGGCGAGGGCGACCGGCCGGCCGUGACGGUGGAGCACUGCGAGGAGAAGUCCUACUCCGUGGUGAACGUCAAGUGCAAGGACCGGUCCAAGCUGCUGUUCGACAUCGUGUGCACGCUCACGGACAUGGAGUACGUCGUGUUCCAUGCCGCCGUGUCGUCCGAAGCCAACUACGGCAUCCAGGAGCUGUACAUCCGCCGCAAGGACGGCAAAACGCUUCUGAAAGACGAAGCAGAGAAGGUGAUCAGGUGCCUGGAAGCAGCCAUCUCCAGAAGAGUAUCCGAGGGAUUCACGCUGGAGGUGUGCGGCCGGGACCGGGUGGGCUUGCUGUCGGACGUGACGAGGGUGCUCCGGGAGCACGGGCUCACGGUGAGCCGCGCCGACGUGACGACGGCGGGCGGGCAGGCCACAAACGUCUUCUACGUCCGGAACCCCUCGGGCCAGCCAGUGGACAUGAAGACCGUCGAGGGGCUCAGGGGCCAGUUUGGCCAGACCGCCAUGCUCAACGUCAAGAGCGUGGGCGUGCCUGCUGCGGUGGCCAAAGCGGCGGAGCCAAGCUCCGGCAGCAUGGUCAGGAGCAGCUUCUUCUCCUUCGGCAGCCUCUUCGCGAAGCUCCGGGCCUGACAACUGGUCAGGCGAUUCGAACUCCAGCUGUGUGUAGAAGAAAUGAACUCAGAACUAGGGUAGUGGACUAGCGGGGGUGGGCGGGGGAGAGAAACAGGGAGCAACUGUAUCUCUAUGUGGCAGCUGUGGUUGUUGUACAGUUCAUAAGGAGCCUCUACCAGAAGAAUGGUAGUUCUGUGGAAUGCAGGCUGCGGACUGCUUGUUAAGGUAAGGGUUUAUCCCAUCUGCGCAGAAUUUAAAAAAAAAACAUCGAUCCUGUCAUCUGUCGAAACUGUCUCUGAUUGUUCAGCCCCACACAACAUUCCAGCAUUUGCCUCUGCGUCACUGCAUGACUUGUAACUUCAUCCAACCAUUCUCUAAUGGCUAAUGCUAAAAAGUCUUAGUAAUGAGAGCAA
This is a messenger RNA of Zea mays, 2344 nucleotides long. Its product is annotated as ACT domain-containing protein ACR3. Lineage: Eukaryota; Viridiplantae; Streptophyta; Magnoliopsida; Poales; Poaceae. The transcript is spliced from 9 exons. Bases 567 to 1949 code for a protein of 460 amino acids. The record is from RefSeq and is a predicted model, not a curated record.